CGGGGUGGUGGCCGGGGCGGGCGCGGGCAUGGAGGUGGGCGCCGUGCUCGAGGCCGUGGAGGGGCGCGGCGGCGCCGCCGAGGCUGUGGAGAGAGUCCUGGCGCGGUACAACGAGGAGAAUCGGGGCACUUUCAGAUUUGAUCCAGCAGAUGAAGACAAAAGAAAAAAGCUAUGUGAAGGAAUUCUAAACAUCCUUGAAAAAGACACAAAAACUUCAUGUCAAGUUGCCUGCCUGGAGGCCCUCCGGAUUCUCUCCAGGGACAAGAAGGUUUUAGUGCCUGUGACCACAAAGAGGAACAUGCAGAUCCUUAUGAGGCUAGCAAAGCUGGACACUGUGGAAGAUUCCUUGGAGAGAGUGUCUGAAUUUCCCGUUAUAGUAGAAGCUUUAAAAUGCCUCUGUAACAUAAUUUUUAAUAGUGCUGUUGCACAGAAACUCAGUUCGGAACUGAAUCUUGCAGCUAUGCUCUGUAAUCUUCUGGAAAAAUGCAAGGACCAUCAAUUUGCUGAUGACAUUAAGUGCUUUGAUUUGCGUCUUCUCUUCCUCUUAUCGCUUCUGCACACAGAUAUUAGAUCGCAGUUGCGUCAGGAACUACAAGGGGUGCAAGUUUUGACUCAGGCUUUGGAGAGUUCCCUGAGCGUAAGAUGGACAGAAAAAUAUAAAGCAGUAGAAGAUCGUGACAGACCUCCUUUAUCUUUGCAAGAAACAGAUUGUGCCAUUGAGGCACUAAAGGCUCUUUUUAAUGUAACGCUUGACAGUUGGAAUGUCCACAGCGAGAAUGAAUCUCAUCAGUUUCGUUACAUGGCUGCCAUCCUUCGACACUGCUUAUUAACCAUGGGCCCUACUGAAGACAAAACUGAAGAGUUGCACAGCAAUGCAAUCAACCUCUUAAGCAAUGUUCCCGUUUCUUGCUUGGAUGUUCUUAUUCGUCCAUUAUGCCAAGAGGAAACAGAUAUAAAAUACAAUGGCAUGAAUAUGGGAGCAAUUCAAGUUUUACUGGAUUUCAUGGAGAAGAGAAUAGACAAGGGAAGCAGCUAUAGAGAAGGUCUGACUCCAGUUCUCAGUUUAUUAACUGAAUGCUGCCGAACUCAUAGGAAUAUCAGGAAGUUUAUCAAAGCUCAGGUAUUGCCUCCAUUAAGGGAUGUAUCCAAUCGUCCAGAAGUUGGCACAACAGUGAGAAACAAGCUUGUGCGCCUUAUGACACAUGUUGACCUUGGAGUAAAGCAAAUUGCAGCAGAAUUUCUUUUUGUUCUUUGUAAAGAGAGAGUUGACAGCUUGUUAAAAUAUACAGGCUAUGGUAAUGCGGCAGGAUUGCUGGCAGCAAGGGGCCUGUUAGCAGGAGGAAGAGGUGAUCAUUGGUACUCAGAUGAUGAAGAUACAGAUACAGAAGAAUACAAAUCUGCAAAGCCAAACAUUAAUCUUAUCACUGGUCACUUAGAAGAACCAAUGCCCAAUCCAAUGGAUGAAAUGACAGAAGAACAAAAGGAAUAUGAAGCUAUGAAGCUUGUCAACAUGUUUGAUAAACUUUCCAGAGAUGAGCUUAUAAAACCAAUGGGAGUGCGGCCGGAUGGUACAAUGGCUCCUUUGGAAGAAGCAGUCAGCCAGUACCAUACCAACAAGCAAGACAGUUCAGAUUCGGACUAAAGCAUCACCUGCUUCAUUCUCAAUUCUCCUGUAAUCCACGCUUUUCCGUAGAGCCACCACAUCUUUUAUCUAGGCAUUUUAUCCUCACAUUAGCCAGUCUCACUUUAACUCUUCUGUUAUUGGGAUAUUUAAAUGAUGGCUCCUGUGGUGCAAUGUCUGAAUUUUUAUUAUGUCUGUUUAAAGAACGUAUCAAUUUAUUAGUUUAUGAUCUUUAUUAAUUUAAAACUAAACUUAUUUCAAAGGGAUAAAAAGUGAAAGCCUACAAUGUAAAGUAAACACAAACACUUUAAUUUUCAAGAAUCCUGUUUUCUGAACUGUAGGUUUUCCCAGUCUUAAUAUUUUAUUUUUUUGUAUUGUCUUGCCAGUCUCUGCCUUUAUAUAAAUGUACCUGAAGAAGUGUGUUUGCUUAACAGCAUUAGGAGCAGAGGGUGUUUAAACUUUGAAGACUGACGGACCUCAUGAAGUUGCUUUAACUGGCAUUUGGCGGUGCUUUCAGAGCUGCCCUUUUUAAAAUGUCAUUGGAUUUCUUACUGCUGCACAAUUCUGUGGUUAAGCUGCUGCUUGAGAUUUUACCAAUGUGUCAGUCACUGACUGCUGCUAAAAUUACCUUUAAAUUGGGAACAAGAUGAUGUAUGUUGUAUGUCCAUCCUCCCUUCCUUCCCUCCCCCAUUUCAGCCACACGGAUAUACCACCCCCCUCCCAUUUUUGGUUAAGUAAAAACAUCCCUAUUCAAAACAGCGUUCAAGUAUGUACACUUAAAUGUUGCCGUGAAUGGGAGUGGACCAGAGUGAAGUGCAUGUGCGAGUGUUGUACUGAAUUGGGGCCUACUUUUGGAGAUGAAUGGGUAUGCCUCACUUGAUGGGAAGUCAAACUAGUCAACAAAAACAUAUUUCCAUUUUAGGGAGAACUUAGGAAGCAGUGGGAUAGAGAAUGAGAGGGCAGGAAGGAGAAGAAAGUGUCACCUUCAACUCUGUACUCUAGAAAUGAAGAUUAAAAGUUUUAGGCGUGCUGCACUGUUGUUGUUGCCUCUUUGCCUGCUUGGUUUCUUUCUCUGUGAGUUUCUCCCAGCAUGAACUACAUGAAGAAUUAUCCACAUUCUAGUUCGUAAUUCCUUUUUUUCUCUGCUCAGAAGUGGACACAUGCCAUUCCGGUGAACCUUUCUGAGGUUGGUGAAGGUUUUCCAGUUUGUUUCCUAUGACUUGACACUGGUUCCAGGAACUAAGGAAGCUGAUGUUAAAAAGUGUUGUAAAGGGGGGGGUCUUGCUAUGAAAUCAUGCUGCGGUUUCUCAUGUAAGGAGCUUCCACAGAUUUCCUUAGUCUUCUGAAAGGACUGAAAAGAAAUAAUGCACUGCUGUCCUCUCAGCGGUUAAGUUUGUUUUCUCAAAGGACGUGGCCCAGCCACAGCAAUGCCUUUUUUCAUUAAUUAAAAAAACAAGUUCAUUUUUAAUGAACUUAAGUUAAUGAACUUAAGUUCAUUAACAUUUCUGUGUGCUGGGAGUUUUCCGAAUGCUGAAAUCAUUGAUGUUUUGUGUUAUGACUUGACUUGGGCUACGUUGUCUGCUGCAUCUACAUGGAGCAUCACAAUUUGCCUUGGGGAAAAGGAAGCCACCUGCUGUUCCCACAUAGCAGCAGUUACAGCAGCACCUAUCAAUGUAUUGUAGUACUGUAAUCACGCCUGUUAUGUAUGAAUCCAAAAGGGAAGUGGCAGAAGUUGCCCAGGAGCAAAAAAAUAGGCUUCCUGCAUCUAAGCUCGGUCUCAAAAAUGUAUUAGAGUUUAGCAUCAUCCACUGACUAGUCUGAGCCCAGCACAAGCAAGUAUUAAGUGCACUGCAAGUGCAAAGAAUUUAUGACCCUUCCUGAGGAGAAAAGCUUAAAUAGCUCUGUUAAUGAGGAAUUGCAUCCUGUCUUGGUAUGAGCUGAGGAUGUUUCUCAGGGCUGAAGAAGCAGCUAUUUCAAGGAAAGGCUCUAUGGGUUGCUACAGAGGGACGAGUACAGACCAUGAGUCUAGAGGAGGCCAUGGAGAUGAUCAGAGGGCUGGGACUCCUCCCAUACGAGGACAGGCUGAGAGAGUUGGGGUUGUUCAGCCUGGAGAGGAGAAGGCGCAGGGAGAUCUUCUAGCGAUCUUCCAGCUCCUGAGGGGGCUACAAGAGAGCUGGGGAGGGGCUUUCUAUCAGGGAGUGCAGUGAUAAGAUGAGGGGGAAUGGUUUUAAGCUAAAAGAGGGGAAAUUGAAAUUAGACAUUGGGAAGAAAUGUUUUCCUGUGAGCAUGGUGAGGCACAGGAACAGGUUGCCCAGAGAAGUAGUGAAUGCUGCAUCCCUGGAGGUGUUCAAGGCCAGGUUGGAUGAGGCUAUGAUCAACCUGGUCUAGUAGGAGGUGUCCCUGCGCAUGGCACAGGGGUUGGAACUGGCUGAUCUUUAAGGUCCUUUCCAAUCCAAACCAUUCCAUGAUUCUAUGAAAAAGGCCAAAAUAUCAGUUUGUUGCUUUACAAGUUAUAGAGUAUGCUCCUACAAUUACCUGGCUGAAGAGAGUGAUAAACCAAUAAUGGCUCUUGGACCUUGUUACACAUGGUACAGCACAAGGCUUUUGU
Molecule: messenger RNA, 4229 nt
Organism: Cuculus canorus (common cuckoo)
Lineage: Eukaryota; Metazoa; Chordata; Aves; Cuculiformes; Cuculidae
Gene: RIC8B
Product: RIC8 guanine nucleotide exchange factor B
Exons: 10
Coding region: 29-1642 (537 amino acids)
Biological process (GO): G protein-coupled receptor signaling pathway
Cellular component (GO): cytoplasm; plasma membrane
Molecular function (GO): G-protein alpha-subunit binding; guanyl-nucleotide exchange factor activity
Source: RefSeq, a predicted model, not a curated record